This is a messenger RNA of Fraxinus pennsylvanica, 2613 nucleotides long. The record is from the annotation of a GenBank genome assembly. Lineage: Eukaryota; Viridiplantae; Streptophyta; Magnoliopsida; Lamiales; Oleaceae.
AUGUUUAAACUUAGCAUAGUCUUUCCACUCGUUCUAACAUCCCACGAUCUGUCGGAGUCUUUUUUGUCACUGCAACUAGAUUUUUUGACUUUUGCACACAAUGCUUUCAAAACUAGCACGCCGUUUUCUUAUCCAGUGAUAGCUUUAAGGGAAAUUGUUUCAUCUGCAACAGCUCGAUUGUCAGUGCCAAAGUCUUCUGCUCUUUCAUAUAAAUCACCUGGAUUUCUUCCUGUUCGAGAUUCUCCUCAUGGUUAUUCCUUUUCCAGCCCAGAGAACAAGAAUAGUUUGAGACUCUCCUCGUCCCUUCAAGAUUUGUCUACUUAUCGUCGACUUGAUCCAGAAGCAGGUGACCUUAGCCGUGGAAUAGAGAGGAGUUCAAGUCAUGCAAUACCUCCAAAUCCCUUGCAGAAUGAAAAUGGCGGAUUGAGCUUUUCUAAGGAGAAGGCAUCAUCAGUUAUUCCUUCCAGGCGAAAGAAGUGGAUUCGAGUUAUCUGUGUUCUUCUCUGUUUAUUAUUAUUUGCUUGUCUGUCUUUUGCAGUACAAUUUCUGUAUUCUAACUGGUCUCAAGGUCCAUCAAAGUUCUAUGUAGUGCUUGAUUGUGGAAGCACUGGGACCCGUGUUUACUUAUAUAAGGCUUCCGUUAAUCAUAACAAAGAUGACAAUCUUCCGAUCUUAUUAAAAUCAUUGCCUGAAGAUUUCCACAGAAAAUCUGGUUCCCUGACUGGACGGGCUUACAACAGGAUGGAAACUGAGCCUGGGUUUGACAAGUUGGUGCAUAAUGUAUCUGGGCUGAGGGAGGCAAUAAAUCCACUCGUUCGAUGGGCCGAGAGACAAAUUCCCAAGAAAUCACGUAAGACUACUUCCCUCUUCCUUUAUGCUACAGCUGGAGUUCGUCGGCUGCCAAGUUCAGACUCAGAAUGGCUUCUUAAUAAUGCUUUGUCAAUUCUGAAGAAUUCACCUUUCUUAUGCAAGAGAGAGUGGGUUAAAAUUAUAACUGGCGUGGAGGAAGCUUAUUAUGGAUGGAUUGCUUUAAAUUAUCACAUGCGUGUGUUGGGGGCUACACCCAAAAAAGAAACAUUUGGUGCACUUGACCUGGGUGGGUCGUCAUUACAGGUUACUUUUGAGGGCAAAGAAGCUGCCCAUGAUGAAACUAGCUUAAAGCUGAGAAUCGGCUCGGUUAAUCAUCAUCUCACUGCCUAUUCUCUAUCAGGAUACGGGCUUAAUGAUGCAUUUGACAGAUCUGUAGCUCAUCUAUUGAAGAUGCAUCCUCACAUAACUAAUGCUGAUCUAGUUAGUGGAAAUAUUGAAAUUAAGCAUCCAUGUUUGCAGAAUGGUUUCAAAGAGCGAUACACGUGUUCUCAUUGUGCUUUUGUCCGCCAAGAAGGUGUAAGUCCUACUCGAGGAGAAAUACUGGGUAAAGGAGCAAAAGCUGGGGUUCCUGUUCAGCUUGUUGGGACUCCAAAUUGGCAAGAAUGUAAUGCACUAGCAAAAAUAGCUGUUAAUCUGUCUGAAUGGUCGGACCAUAGUCCAGGAAUUGAUUGUGAGUUGCAGCCAUGUGCACUUGCGGAAAAUCUGCCUCGUCCUUUUGGACAGUUCUAUGCUAUGUCUGGUUUCUAUGUUGUGUAUCGUUUUUUCAACUUGACUCCUGAUGCUGCACUGGAUGAUGUUUUAGAGAAGGGUCAGGAAUUUUGUGAAAAAACAUGGGAUGUUGCGAAAAUAAGUGUUGCACCUCAGCCUUUUAUAGAACAGUACUGCUUCAGGGCGCCAUAUGUUGUGCUCCUACUGAGAGAAGGAUUGCACAUUACUGAUAGGGAGGUAAUUAUUGGUUCUGGAAGUAUUACUUGGACUCUCGGGGUUGCUUUGUUGGAAGCCGGAAAGGCAUUUCCAAACAGGGUAGAAUUUCACAGAUACAACAUAUUCCAGAUGAAGAUUAAUCCAGUUCUUCUCUUUGCCAUUUUAUUUGCUUCAUUGUUUGUCCUUGUCUGUGCAUUGUCUUGCGUUGGCAAUGGGGUGGUAAAGUUCUUUCGAAGGCCAUAUCUACCACUUUUCAGGCACAACAGUGUGGCAUCUACAUCAGUUCUCAAUAUUUCAUCUCCUUUCCAGUUUCAGCACUGGAGUCCUAUAAAUACAGGGGACGGAAGAGUAAAAACACCAUUAAGUCCAACAGUUGCAGACACUCAGCGAAGACCGUUUGAUACUGGACCUGGCUUCAGCAGCGGCGGCAUCCAGCUCACUGAAUCUUCCUUCUAUUCAUCGUCUAGCAGUGUAUCACAUAGUUUUUCUUCUGGCAACUUAGGACAGAUGCAAUUUGACAGUAGUAAUGCGGGUUCCUUCUGGACCCCCCACAGAAGUCAGAUGCGUCUACAAAGUAGGAGAUCCCAAUCUCGAGAAGACCUUAAUUCUUCUCUUGCUGAGGCACACAUGGCGAAGAGUCUUCUUAGUCGAAUGGCUCCCAAAAUGUUUGAGAAAUGGCUUGUUGUAACUGGCUAUAAAGAAAGGAUAUAUGCCUUUGGGGAGGUGGAUAAUUUGCUACAGAAGGGACUGCUGGUGGUAAAAAGAUUCUUGUGCCUGAGGCAAGAGAAAACUCAUUUGCAUAGGCCAGACAUCAACUAA